GAGAACGGCGGAGUGAUGGCGAUGAUCAAGCUUCUCGUCGCUGACCUCGACAAGGAGAUGACGGAGGCCGAGACGAGCGAGAAGGACAGCCAGGCCGAUUACGAGGCCCUCAUGAAGGAAUCCGCGGAGAAGCGCGCGACCGAUUCGAAGUCCCUCACCGACAAGGAGGGCGAGAAGGCGAGCCUCGAAGGGGACUUGCAGUCGCACAAGAGCGAUUUGAAGGAGACCAACACGAACCUUGCGACCACGCUCAAAUACAUCCACUCGCUACACACGGAGUGCGACUGGCUCUUGAAGUAUUACGACGUGCGCAAGGAGAUGCGGGCUAGCGAGGUGGACGCCCUCGGGAAGGUGAUCUGCGAGUGCCCGGAGGUGGUCUGCCCGAGGCCGGAGUGCCCCGAGAAUGAUUGCCCGAUCGUGGAGAGUCCGUCUGUCCCCGACCUCAGGGAGGUAUACCCCUUGCUGGAGGAGGGCAUCUUCGCCUUCCUCUUCGUGCCGCUGCUGAUCGCGACAGCCGCGGGAGUGCUGCUCGGCUGCUGGUGUGCCAGGAGGAAGCUGAGUCAGAAGGAGGCGGGCGGUCAGCACGUCAACCCGUCCGUGACGGACGAGAAGCGGGGAUAUUACAUCCUCAUCAAAUACAACGGGGUAGACGAGGACCUGUACCAUGAGACGUUGAUCACGGGGGUCAGUCCAGAGGAUCCCACCGAGAUUACGUUGUACACCGCCGAUCGGGACCACUAUCAGUUCAACAUAGCACCUGGAGAUGACGUUGAGGCGGUGUACUGGAUCGGGCUGCCGGGAGGUCGUCCAGCUCAUGUGCCCGAGAAUGAGAUCUAUCGGUUCCGCCACAACGUGCCGCCCAAUGAGCGCCAGAGGCUCUUCGCGGAGGCGCAGGGCAUGCUGGGAGCAGCGCCGGCGCCUCCACCAGCCCCCCUGGCGGCCCCGAUGCGGAACGUGCAGAGGCAAGGUCUGGGCCGCCCCGCGGGGGCGGCCGCCAGACGCGCCGAGCCCGGCCGCGUGUGGGUCUUUGCCGAGGACCACGGCCGCCACCAGAAGGGCGACAGUGUGGAGGAGCUCCCUGCGGGGGCAGUGGUGCUAGGAGAGAGGGCGGUCGUCCCCGCGGCGGACGGCAGCACGGCUUUCUUGCAGAUGAUCCCCCAGGACAGUAUAGAUGAGUUCAAGAUGGACGAUCUCAGGGUGAUGCCAGUGAAGUUCGACGGCAUGGGACGACGCAGGAGACUCUUCCAGGAUGGCGUCGCCAGCUUCGUGCCCGACGAGCCCGAGGGGGGCUUGGGGUUGGAGGGCCCUGGCACCGUGUCCAGGAGAUGCCAGACCUACGUCGAGAGGUCCCAGACGCCAGUGUCUCAGCAUGCGUCGUGGAGGGCGACAUCGGGCGUCUCGAGCGGGGACCGCAGUGUCUUCGAGCAUGAGGUGCUCUCCGAG
Messenger RNA from Prorocentrum cordatum, 1443 nucleotides. The record is from the annotation of a GenBank genome assembly. NCBI's taxonomy places the organism in Eukaryota, Dinophyceae, Prorocentrales, Prorocentraceae.